AUGCCUCCCAAGUCUAAGCAAGCCAAAAGGAGUGCUGGAGCGACACGAAAGGAUGAGACAGGCCUGAUCUCGAGAGUGGAGACGGCUGUACCAAGAUGGCCGCCCUUGACACAUUUGCCGACAGCAGCGGAUCUAACGUUGACCAGUGUACUCUCCAAUCAGAUACUCACGAUUACGGGUUUAUGGACGCCAAGCCUCUGCAAGACAUAUGUGUCGUUCCUCUCAACAUUGCCUCUGGUUACUACACCAGGGAACCCCAAGAAAGGCGAGGCGGUGCGCGUGAACGACCGCUAUCAAACCCAAGAUGCAGGCUUCGCAGAACAGCUGUGGUCUGCUACAGCUCUCAGAGACUUGGUAAAUUCGCCUAGCAUAGAUGGGAGACUCUUUGACGAAAGCGAGAAGACCGCGCUGUGGGGUGGCGAAGUACUAGGUCUCAACGACAACAUACGCAUCUACCGCUACAACCCAGGCCAAUUCUUCGACCAACACUAUGAUGAUGCGAACAACGUUGUCUUCACUGCACCAGGAUCUCAGUCUGUACCAGCAAAGACGACGUGGACACUCCUCCUUUACCUCACUUCGCCCGCCACCGGCUGCCAGGGUGGCGAGACCGUCUUCUAUCCUGAGCCGACUAGCAAGCGUGAUCCUACUCCUCAGCCAGUGAUUACCGAGCUCGACGUGGGUAUGGCGUUAUUGCAUAGACAUGGGAGAGAUUGCAUGCUUCACGAAGGCCGGAAAGUCACGGCAGGAGUGAAAUGGGUCAUAAGGAGUGAUCUCGGAGACAGCACACUCAUCGUAGACCCGGAUUUGGGCGAAGUGUGA
Messenger RNA from Recurvomyces mirabilis, 822 nucleotides. RefSeq lists its product as uncharacterized. Lineage: Eukaryota; Fungi; Ascomycota; Dothideomycetes; Mycosphaerellales; Teratosphaeriaceae. Gene Ontology annotation, molecular function: iron ion binding; procollagen-proline 4-dioxygenase activity; L-ascorbic acid binding. Gene Ontology annotation, cellular component: endoplasmic reticulum. Gene Ontology annotation, biological process: peptidyl-proline hydroxylation to 4-hydroxy-L-proline. The transcript is spliced from 2 exons. The record is from RefSeq and is a predicted model, not a curated record. The coding region runs from base 1 to 822 and encodes 273 amino acids.